ACUGGCUGAAUUAUAGUUGUUGCUGAUUAUUGUUGUUGCUGUUGUGCUUUCCUGGUUGUUUCUCUUGGCAACGUGUCGCUCGCAGACUGUCAGCGGAAAACGAAAACACGCGCCAUAUGGUCUCACUGACGCUCGAAAUCCCUUGUAGCUUGGGCGGUCAAUCGGCUCCUCCGUCGCCACUGAUUUGCAAUGAACAAGGCUGAAGAGAAGGACCUGGUCAGACUGAAAACCACCGACGCAACGACAUGCAUUCACCUCCAUGGUGCUACGCUGAUAUCCUGGGUUUACAAGAAAAAGGAGCUGAUAUUCGUGAGUGAAAAAGCCAUCUUCGACAACAAGAAGGCUAUCAGAGGGGGAAUUCCCUUUGUUUUUCCAAAUUUUGGACCGUGGAGCCUGGGUCCUCAGCAUGGCUUUGCAAGGAUUACCAGAUGGGCUGUACACGAGCAACCACAUGCGGUUGCAGAUGGCGGCUGUGCUGUGACCCUGGCGCUCAAGGACUCUGAGGAGACAAGGAAGAUGUGGAACUUCAAGUUCCAGGUGCUAUACACAGUCAUCCUUAGAAAAAACAAUUUGGUCCUUGACGUCAAGGUGACUAAUACAGGUGAUGCAGAGUUUGCAUUCACAGUCCUGCUCCAUACAUACCUGAGUCUAACCGAUGUGAACCAGUUCUCCAUAUCAGGCCUGCGAGGCUGCCCCUGUAUUGACAAGGUGAAGCAGGGAGAGAAGAGCCUGGAAUGCGAGGACCAAGUGCGCAUCAAGGGUGCCACGGACAGAGUCUACUGCAAGACGAGCGACACCCACACUUGUAGCAUGGCAGGCAAGCCCUGGAUCAUCGUGAAGACUGACAACUUUCCGGACACUGUUAUCUGGAACCCAUGGGUCAGUGGGGCAGCUUCCAUGGCCGACUUUGGCGACGACGAGUACGUCAAGAUGGUCUGUGUUGAACCUGGAUAUGUGUCCGAGCCUAAGAAGCUACCUCCAAAGCAGACCUUUGAGGCUUCAGUCACCAUGGAGGCAGUGGAAUAACUUCAUCCGCUCGAAGGACCUGCAGCACACAUUCUAGUUCCAUGUUAUCGGAGAUGUGAUAGCUUUUAUUUCUGAUUCCUUUUUUAUUUGUGAAUAUAUAUUUAGCUUUCAGGGCUAGUGGAAACAGUUUAGAAUGGCAUCUUUUAUGCUGCUACUUUAUUGAUUGAGGUUUGUUAUAGUGAGUUAGCAGUUUGCAUUAAUCUUUUUAUUGGUCUUAGUUGGAUUUCUCAUCUGUGAUAGGAAAAACUAUUGGCAUACCUCGUCUUAGCUUUUGGCCAAGUAGAUUCUGCUGUUACACGAAUUGUUCUAAUGUGGAUGUAUAUUUAAUAGUUCUUUUUUUUAUCACCACUUGUCACAGUCAUAAGCUUGGUUGCCAGGAUUGCAUUCAACUUUAAUAAACUAUACUAUAUUAUCGGCAAAUGAAAAGUGACAUGAUGAAACACCGUGAAACACAAAGACGAAGAGAGGCAAACAAUAGAUGAAGUGCCGACCGUUAGUUGAAGUUUAUUCGGAAAACCCAUAGAUGCAUAAGAGCCCUUCAUUCGUGCACCCUGGCACUCAGAAAAGCAAUAAAUAAGCCAAAAAAAAGCAAAGGCAGAAAUUAGUGCUACCUAAGAGAAAAAGCAUGUCUUUGGAUUGUCAUAUGUCAUCAAGAUUGAAUGCUGCAGGUACAUAUACUUAUAAAUCUUUCUAGUCAACUUUAGUUGAGUCAGCAUGCUGUCUUGUCUUUUGCUUCUAUUCGUCUUUGUUUCACUGUUUCGUCAUGUCACCACAUCAACUCGGCUAACUGUCUUCUGCGGUGCAUCAGAAUUGUUCAUGUGCAGAAGCCGAGGGAGCUGACCACAAAACAAAGCUUCAGUGUUUUGGGGGGUUUAAUAUAAAAUGGAAAGAGACGUUUGUUGCGAGAAAAACGACAGUGCACUGAACAUACUGGUUCUCUCUUUUAUCCUGCCAGUUACAUCUUUUGUAACAACUAAUUAUUAGCAUAUUGCAGUGUUCACUUAUACCUAUGUCUGGUUCCAUUCUUUGGAUAUUAUUCUGCAUUUAUUGCCGUAAACUUUUAAAACGCCACCGCAGGAGUAAGUAUGUACAUAGUUCUUGAGAAACUGCAGUGCACCGCAUUUAAUUUCUGCCAAGUGAGAUGUUGAGAUAUAUAGUACGUUACAGAAGUUGCACAAGGGAGAACGCACAAGUAUUUAUUCUUUUGUCUGUGUCCCGGACAUGCCUUGUUUUAGGUUGUGGCCCACAAGAUGUUCAGAUGUGCCACUCAUACGACUCUCAAGUUGAAUAGAAUGUGCAUGUUCAGAGAUACAGAAUGAUUCAAACGUGAAGACGCAAUAAAGUUAAAUUAUUUCAAAAAGCUGCAUUCAUGAGUGGGGGGCUAAGGUAUACUUCUGCAAGACCUGCAGGCACCCAGGCACUUACAGAAAUUGGUUACUUUAUGCCUCACAUGUUUCAGACAUUUUGUUAUGUCUCAGUUUCAAUGACCAGAAACCAGAUGUCUCUUGCACUGUGGCAUUCAUGAUGUCAUGUUAAUGAUUCAUAAUUAAAGAAAAAACUUUUGUAAAAGUUUAUUUUUAGUGCUUUCAUACACAGCACAGUAAAAGGUGGUUUACCGUUCCUCCUUUCCCAUUGAUAUGAACUAAGGUUUAGGGAGUUAUACUGAGCUUUCCAAAGAUCUAUAGUUGCUAAUUGCAUUCUUCAAUGCCAUAAGGCAGAGUGACACUAACUCCCAAAUUUAUGGUGUACUAUCAUCUUUUUUGAGUUAUUUAUAAUUUUGCAAUAGCUGCUUCAAUAUAAUGCUACUUUCUUUUUUUUUCUGCUAUUAUAUUAUUUGCAAUAUAGAAUCAAAUGUUAAACAGAAGCCCAUCUAUCAUGGGGAUAAAUCUUAAUUUCAAACAUGGACAUGCUAAAUAUAAUAAAUGCGCACUUUCAGAAGCUUGACAUUUGAGGACCUAUACAGGUUCAUUUGUAACAACCAUUGCUUUAAGAUUUUUUGCUGAACAGGAGGACUGUGUGGGGCUUGAAACAUUUUGCUUUUCUUUAUGGGCUUCAUUGUGUGUUAUUGAUGUGAGCUUGUUUUAGCAAGCUCUUCUCAGAACUAUAGAGAGAACCUUCACUUGGUUGGAUAAGGUACAGUGUUUGCUGAACUUAAUAGCUGUGUGACGCACAAAAAUCACAGAAUGCCGCGUCAUACAGCAUUGUACUCUCUUAACCCUUUUGCAGUGUUAGGCACUUCUCUGGUUUCUACACGUAAACAUUAGUGCAAAAAACAUUUUGCUGAAAUUUUAUUUGAAAAGCUGAUGCUGUCUGAGUGAAGUGGCCAGGCUAAACACUGGGCUGCAUGGAGGGUGUAUUCAUUACACUGAUUCAAUACACCAUGUAAAAUUGCAGCUCAUGCAAAAGCAUGUCUGAUCAUUGUGUUGAACCAAAACUUUGCCAUUCUGGUCUUUGUUCCAGUUCAUCUCUGGACAAAGAAAAAAGAAAAAGCUGCUCAGACCUGUUUGGGCCAGUUUGUUUGCAUAGCCAAAGAAUAGUUGCAGGAUAAUGGCAUCAAUUUAGUUUGUACAUGAACUCUAUAGUGUUCCCGAGUAAGCGCCCCAACUAAGUUUAAAAAAGACAUUGUGGGACACGCCUCGGAAGCAAUACAUUAGUUCAGUCCCAUCUGCUUCGGUUUACAUAACAGUGUGAUCAGAAACGACCGCCUAUUUAGAAAGUGGGUCAUUUCAGCAAUAUUAUAUUGGUAUCCCACCACCAGACCGCUAUGUGAUGCUCACCAAUCUUCAAACACUUGUGUGUUGCUAACAUCCCUGCCUUUCAAUGUGCUAUGUUGAAAAGUGCACCAACAGUGCUGCCACUUCUAGAAAUGACAGCACCCUCUUGCAUAUAUAAAUGAGGUAGCAUGGUUUAGCCACGAGUGCUGGUAAUGCAAGCAUGGUGAGAAAUUACAGAUGGUGGGCAACCUGAACAUUUUCUUAUUUUCAAUUUUCUUUUGCAAUUUCAUUUUGGAGUGAACGAAAAAUCUUGUUCCAUUCUAGCUCGUGGAAAAAAUGUUUUUUUUUCCCUGUUGGUUCAGUUUUCUUUCGAUAGCCUGCAUUUGCUAAUUUUGCUGCGAGUGUUUCAUAUCGUGCAGCUUUGUAAUUGUUUGAUUACCAGCUGCAUUGAUACUCAUGAUGCAGCAUUCCUGUGGCACUUGAUAAGAAGGCAGAGCUAUCAGCUAUUUGUGCCCUAGAGCAAAAGAUACACGACACUGUGCUAAAAUAUCUCGGCAUCCACUUUGGCCCAGAAUGCACAUUUUGGGAGACAUUGGCUAGACCUGUUUCAUUUGUAUGUUUUCUACUUUAUCGCUGUAUUUUUUAUACCUCAGUGCAUGCAGAGCUCUUAUGCAUAGUCUUCCAUGAACUUCAGUGGCAGAGAUAUGGAAAGUUAGUCUGUUGAUGCACACAGAAGGGAUAAAGAACAGCACGAAAGACGGGAUGAAGUGUAGGAUUUUUACAUGUGUAGAAUCAAAUAUCUGACUGCCCAAAGAAAGGUACUAGUGACAUUUCCUUUGUGUCAUGCCUUUAUGUUACUUUUGAUAUGCAGUAAAAUUGAUUGUUGGUAGUGCCAUGUUUUUUGUCAUUGAAUUAGUCACGUUUUUUGUUUUUGUUUUAUUCCUUCAAAAAUGGCACUUAACUUGAAACACCUGAUGUCAUUGUUCCAAGCAGGCGCUUGAUCUUUCUUUAGUGCCGUUUGCCCGUCCUCACCAAAAAUUUGCUACCUAUAAUUAUGAAGCCCCCUGAUGAAACUUCCAAUCACAGAUAAGUUCGAAGUGAUAUUACUACUAGAAUAAAGGUAUAUUUGUAGCAUGU
This is a messenger RNA of Dermacentor albipictus, 4877 nucleotides long. RefSeq lists its product as uncharacterized. Gene Ontology annotation, cellular component: cytoplasm. Gene Ontology annotation, biological process: carbohydrate metabolic process. Gene Ontology annotation, molecular function: glucose-6-phosphate 1-epimerase activity; carbohydrate binding. NCBI's taxonomy places the organism in Eukaryota, Metazoa, Arthropoda, Arachnida, Ixodida, Ixodidae. The record is from RefSeq and is a predicted model, not a curated record.